Molecule: messenger RNA, 1540 nt
Organism: Centropristis striata (black sea bass)
Lineage: Eukaryota; Metazoa; Chordata; Actinopteri; Perciformes; Serranidae
Gene: epoa
Product: erythropoietin a
Exons: 5
Coding region: 114-671 (185 amino acids)
Biological process (GO): nucleate erythrocyte development
Cellular component (GO): extracellular region
Molecular function (GO): erythropoietin receptor binding; cytokine activity; hormone activity
Source: RefSeq, a predicted model, not a curated record
UUGGUUGUAUGCUGGACUUAUUGGAUUUGACCGGUGCCUUUAACUUAAGCCGUAAAGCUGGUGCAUGUAUUUAAACACACAAUGAUUUUAAAAGAUGCUGCACCUGUUUGCGAAUGUUGCAGAAAACGGGUAGAGGACUGCUUGCCUUGCUGUUGAUGCUGUUGGAGUGGACUCGACCAGGCCUUCUGUCCCCUCUGAGGCCAAUCUGUGACCUGAGGGUCUUGGACCAUAUCAUCAAGGAAGCACGAGACGCAGAAGUCGCUAUGCAGUCAUGCAGAGAAGGAUGCAGCCUGUCGGAGUCCGUCACUGUUCCCCAAACCAAAGUCGACUUUGAUGUCUGGGAGAAAAAAAAUGGACUGGAGCAAGCCCAGGAGGUGCAGUCUGGCUUAUGGCUCUUACAACAGGCCCUCAGCUUGUUACGGACCUCUGUCACCAACACAGCAAUGCACAGCCACAUAGAUAACUCCGUCACAAACCUACUCAGCAUUAAUGCUGUGCUGCGUAGCCUCAACAUCCAGGAAUUUACCCCACCAGCAAGUGCAGCGGGGCUUGAAGGAACAUGGAGGGUGUCCUCUGCAACAGAUUUGCUUCAGGUCCAUGUCAACUUCCUGCGAGGCAAAGUACGCCUUCUUCUAUCGGAUGCACGGCCUUGUCAGCAAGAUAUCAGCUGAUCAGCUGAUCUCUUUACUCCAGGAGAAGCUAAUAUGUGUUUCCGAAGGCAAGAGGAGGAUAUUGACACUGUAGACCUGCACGCUGGCUACUGGAAACAGUGUGGAGAGGCAGAACCAUGUGGCCAUCGUCACAUCCUCACAGAGGAGGAAGAUGAAAGAAGAGGACAGUCCCAGCUAGGCCUUGGGUGGACAGGAGAUGAUUGCACCUUGGAAUGUAUGUGUGAAACAUGGACACAGUGAAGCACACACUGACCAAAAUGAGGCCUGUGGGAAGCACUGCUCCAAUAGCUGUUCUACUGGCGCUCUCUUGCACUUUGUGUGUGUGUGUGUGUGUGUGUGUGUGUACUUUUGUGUAUGUGUGUGGAAAGACUGCAAGUUUACGUAGUGUGUAAGUGUGUCUGGUUCCACAGAGUCUGACCCCUACAGUCACCUCUUUAGAGUGAAUUGUGGAGUGAAACACACAGAAAAUAUUGAUUGCACCUGGAAAUUGGGGACUGUGAGGUUGCAACAAGGCAUCCAUUUCCAAAUACUACUGCAAAAAGGCAAAAGAAGAAUAAGGCCUCACCCCACAAGCCUUUAACAGUUUUCAACUAUGCCUUAGUUGAAUUACUCUUCUCUCUUGGUUUUUUUUUUUUUCAAUUAAUAUUUUUAUAUAUUUGUAAAAGUUGUGCAAUUUCUAUUUAUACAGAUUUUCUACUUUCAAGCUCCAGUCUUUGUAUUUUUUAGUGUCAGAUUUUUUUAGUUGAGCUCUUGUUGCCAUGUUCUUGCUCUUAUUUAACACUGAACACAAUUACAGAGCUGUUUGCUGACAUCAUUUGCAAUGGCACGCUGCUGUCUUCAUUUUUAUAAAGAUUGUGUGUAUUCAACGA